AUGAGUUCGACCUCAGAUCGUUUAUCGAACAAAUUGCGGGUUGAUUGUGAGCUCACAAUCGAUUCAUUUCUUUUACCACCCGUUUCCUCCUCCUCGUCCAUAGUAUCACACAACACCCUCCCUUUAGUCUCCGGCAAGCAAACCACAAACAACCCGCACGUCAAAAUCGUCACACCAAACACGCCGUACGAAACUAACCCCUUCCCCCCGUUAGCUGCCACCGCCACCACUAUCGGCCCUAGAAACCCCCCGAGCAAAAUUGCCUCCCUCACCACUGACACGGCCGAGUUCCUCACGCACGUCGGAAAAAGCUCUAGCACGUACACCAAGAGCACGUCGAAGGCCAUAUUCGCCCCGAUAAAUGAAAGCAACUCCAAUCCCAUCUUCAACAACCCGUUGGGCCCUAACAAAACCACCCCGGCCACAUUGCAAAUCCCGCUUAGCACGCACAAUCCGACCAUUAACGCCUUCCUCCUCAUCAUCCCAAUCACGGGAAGUAGGGCUGCAGAAGAGAGGAGCCCGAAUAGCGCGUUCAUCCCGACACUAAAGUAUAGAUUGACGGGUAAACUCCCGAGGCCCAACGGCAUCCCGUAG
This is a messenger RNA of Striga asiatica, 594 nucleotides long. NCBI's taxonomy places the organism in Eukaryota, Viridiplantae, Streptophyta, Magnoliopsida, Lamiales, Orobanchaceae. The record is from the annotation of a GenBank genome assembly.